AUGAGCGGCGGCGCUGAAGGCGCCAACGUCACCCUCGCACCCGCUGCCUUACACCCGUUGGCGGACGCAAAGGAGGAGAGACGGGAGUGUGCUGGGGCGCGCACAGUGUGCCGCCCAGAGGGAAGGAGUAAUCCCAAACAAAGACAGGACCUGGUGAGCACGACAAUGAGCUUUAGUCGCCCGCAGCGGUCGCCGCACCGGACGCUGCGGCACUCGCGCACCGCCGCCCUGCUCACUGACCUCCAUCUAGCGCGGCACAGCCGAAACUGCUUUCCACGCCGUCCCUUGCGUGCUUCUCACUCCACGCAGUGCCUCCUGCCCAACAACGCCGACGCCGCUGACAAUGACGCGGCAAUCCCCACCUCGUACUCCGUCACGACCUACACGACAACCACGUACAUAAACUGUGAGGACGUCUCCGGCAGCGACUCCGAAUACUCCGAGUACGACCUCGUCAAUGAGCAGAUGCAGGACUUCCUGCUCGACUCCGACGACACGUCUGACGGCGACGCCGAGGUGGAGGACAUACUCGGUUUCGGGGCGGUUUUUAUGGGUGGUUUGAUCCCCACAUGGUCGAGGGAUGCUCACCACGCACGCGCAUGGCGACGCACCACGAAGCCUAGCCGCCGACGGAUAGCGAAGAAGUCGGAAAGCUGCUCAUCGCUCUCGAACGCUGCACGGCCGACAGCGAGCUCGAGCACUACCAUGCUGAGCGACUUGGACACCACUGUGAGGGAGGCAAUGGGGACGGGUGGGGCCGCGCAGCGGCGCGGCACCCGCAAGCAGCGACGGGCGAUGGCAAACGGUGAGCGGCGUUGGCUUGUGCCCCCUCUCUCCGCCGUCUCGGUGGAGGUCACCGAUGGUGGAAACAAUGGGCGAAGGCAGCUACCGUGGUUCACUGUCGUGUUUGACCUAGACGAGACGCUGGUUGGGGCCCGCUACGGCCCCAUCCAUCUGCGCCCCCACGUUGGCGAGCUGCUGCGGUCGCUUCACCGGCUCCCUGUGGAGAUCAUUGUGUGGACCGCCGGGACGGCGCACUACGUAAACCCCAUUCUUCACGCAAUCGGGCAAGCCUGCGGCCGACGGCAGUGGUUCCAUCACAUUAUUAGCCGACAUAGGCGCUGGUACCGCGGCGCCAACACGUGUGUGAAGGACCUCAAGCAGCUCGGUCGUCCUCUGGACCGCCUUGUUAUGGUGGAGAAUAACCCCAUCUCCGCCCUCCCGCAGCCCUCGCUCUGCGUGCUCCUCGAAGACUACCUGCGACCAAAUGCCGCAGACGAGUCGCUGUUGGUCCUGAAGGAGUUGUUUGAGCGACUGGCGCUUCAGUACGAGAGAGAAUCACGCACCUCAUCCGUGACAGACACUUGUGAGCAAGCGGCCGAAGAGGAUUGGCCUGCACAACGGCACACGCGUUCGCCUAGAAACAGGUUACCGGAUCCGACAACAGCUCGCACCACUGCCCUGCCCUCUUCAGCUCCUCCGUCGCUAGAGCUGCUCGUCCGCGAUGAUGCUGCACUGCAGCUGGUCGAGUUCCGCAUGGAGGACAUUUUCAAGGAGGACGGUGUGUCGAAUCUUCAGCGGGCCGAGAUGAGGGAGAUGGUUGGAGGGGCGGACACAUUGAGGUGCCUUUGCCUUUGUUAUACACCGCCUCUUCUGCCUUCAUCCACCGCUGCGGCAGCACCAGGUACUGCAGCACUGGUGUCAUGCGUGUCGACGGCGAUGCGCAGCUACGGAUCCGUCAAUCCACUGCGGCCGUUUUAG
Messenger RNA from Leishmania mexicana MHOM/GT/2001/U1103, 1761 nucleotides. RefSeq lists its product as hypothetical. The record is from RefSeq and is a predicted model, not a curated record. Lineage: Eukaryota; Euglenozoa; Kinetoplastea; Trypanosomatida; Trypanosomatidae. Gene Ontology annotation, molecular function: phosphoprotein phosphatase activity. The transcript has a single exon. The coding region runs from base 1 to 1761 and encodes 586 amino acids.